This is a messenger RNA of Peronospora matthiolae, 273 nucleotides long. The record is from the annotation of a GenBank genome assembly. Lineage: Eukaryota; Oomycota; Peronosporomycetes; Peronosporales; Peronosporaceae.
AUGUCGCUCACGCGCCAGUAUAAGAAGAGACCAAGUGCAGUGGAUUUGAAGCAGCAAAGAAUGGCUCAGGAGGACAAGUUGAGAUAUGACGAGCCGGUCGAGGUGUCUGGAUCGGACCAUGAUGUACCGCGGUGGAAUAAAGGAGCACCGUCUUUUGAGAACCGAGAACCGCGCUGUGCGCUGUGCUGCGACUACGAGACGGCUUAUGAGGCGUCGUUCUCGGACGUGCUAUUUCUCUGUCCCUCGUGCAACCAGAAGUAUCCGACGCAAUGA